Molecule: messenger RNA, 1447 nt
Organism: Phlebotomus papatasi
Lineage: Eukaryota; Metazoa; Arthropoda; Insecta; Diptera; Psychodidae
Gene: sds22
Product: protein phosphatase 1 regulatory subunit 7
Exons: 3
Coding region: 106-1077 (323 amino acids)
Molecular function (GO): protein binding
Source: RefSeq, a predicted model, not a curated record
UUAGUCAGCCGAUUGACAGUAUUUUUGCCGUGCAUUGUUUUGGUUGCAGUGCUUUUCUUGUUUAUUGCAUUAUUUUGUUGAAAAUUAUUGAAUUUUUCUAAGAAAAUGUCAGAUAAUGAAGAAAAAGCUGCUGGAGCAGAAGGUGCCUCAAAUGAUGAAUCAUCAAAAGACAAUCCGGACGGUCCUACGAUGCAAAAAAUCGAAGAAAUCAUAACAAUAGACCCGGAAACAUAUGACUUGGAUCUCAAUCAUCAGCGGAUAGGGCAGAUAGAGGGUCUUGAGCCUCUUGUGCGCAUCGAAAGGCUGUGUUUCAGGUGGAAUUUAAUAAAGAAAAUUGAAAAUCUACAGACAUUGACCACCCUCAAGGAAUUGGAAUUCUAUGAUAACCAAAUCACCAAACUCGAAAAUCUCGAUACUUUGGUCAAUCUUGAGAUUCUGGAUGUGAGUUUCAAUCGUCUGGGAAAGAUUGAAAAUAUUGAGAUGCUGACGAAUCUUGAACGGUUAUUCCUGUGCGCAAAUAAAAUUCCCAAGAUUGAAAACUUGGAUUCCCUGGUAAAUCUAACGAUGUUGGAAUUGGGAGACAAUAAGCUGAGGAAGAUUGAGAACCUCGAUGCCUUAGUCAAUCUCAAGCAACUCUAUCUGGGAAAGAAUAAAAUCACACGAAUUGAAAAUCUCGAUAAACUGACCAAUUUGACGUGCUUGAGUCUCCAAGCCAAUCGGAUUACAAAGAUUGAGAACCUGGAAAAACUUACUGAACUCUCUGAGCUGUACUUAUCUGAGAAUGGAAUUGAAAAAAUUGAGAAUUUGGAGAAUAACAAGGCUAUUGAGACGCUGGAUUUGGCACAAAAUAUGAUCAGCAAGAUUGAAAAUCUUUCCCACCUCACGGAACUCGAGGAAUUCUGGCUCAAUGAUAAUUCCGUCUCUGAUUGGAGUUGCAUCAAUCAUUUAUCGGGAAAUAGUAAAUUGGUCACAAUUUAUCUGGAGCGCAAUCCCGUAGCGUCUGAUGUUCAGUAUCGGACAAAGCUCAAAUUGGCCAUAGCGUCUCUCACAAAAAUUGACGCCACCCUGUGUCGCUAGUCUUCGGAGGAAAGUUAAAAAACAGGCCGCUUAAGAAAAUAUCAAUACCUUUUGUUUAGGAAUGAAAGAGAUAAAUUUGAUAAAAAUCGCGAAACAAUAAAAACAGAGUCUCUUGGCAAUUCUUGGGAACACAGCGUCUCUACUUGAGACCAUUGUCUGCAGCUCCAUCAUCCGAUUCAUCGUCCUCAGAGGCCUCAAUUUGAGCUCCGAGGUCUCGCAGUUGCUGUCGAUACUGUUUGAUCCUGGUAUCCUGCAAGAAAUUGUAAAAGGGGGUUAUCAUUGAGAUUUUUAAAGUCUACACAUUUUUUCUCUUUGUCUUUUUAAAAAUAAAAAAAACCACUUAAUAAAUUUAUCUUUAAUCCUAAAUAAA